Molecule: messenger RNA, 692 nt
Organism: Cylicostephanus goldi
Lineage: Eukaryota; Metazoa; Nematoda; Chromadorea; Rhabditida; Strongylidae
Source: the annotation of a GenBank genome assembly
AUGUCUAAAUCCAUAGAGAAGAGAGUUUGGCCAACGCAGAGCAGUCUUAGGCAGCUGGAAGAGUUUCUCAGCGUAACUUUGAUUGAGAAAGUGGAAAGGAGAAAGCUGACAGAAUCCCAGUUACUGGAUCUUUCUGCGAAGGAACUGGGACACAUGUUCAGUUGCGAUGGAGAAAAGCUUUACCAAACAAUGCGAAUGUUACCGCGGGUAGAGGUGGACGCUACGCUCAAACCUAUCACUUACACUAUUAUGCAAGUGUCAGCUACGCUCACUCCAGCGUUUAUAUGGAAUGAUCGCUUGCUUGGCAAAAAUGGAGCGCAGUCAUUUUGGUUGACACUGGAAAAUAUUGAUGAGAAUCUUAUAGUACAUCAAGAAAGAAUUGCUAUCAAUAAGAAGAAGGUGCGUAUGGGAGAAUCGCAGAAUCUUAUCUUCACCAUCCCAAUUAGAGAUCACCAAUUGACCAAUGUAUUCCAAUUACGGGUUGCUAGCGAAUAUUUUCUUGUUGAUGACACUGUGGUGGCGCUAUCUAUGCAUAAUUGUAUACUACCGAAGUCUUAUAAGGCCCAUACAGAUCUUUUACCUCUUGACCCAUUACCAGUAAAGGCCAUUGGAAAUGAAUUAUUUGAAUCUAUAUAUAAUUUCUCUUACUUUAACCCCAUACAAACUCAGGUAUGCUUUCCACUUUUCUAAAA